Messenger RNA from Rhineura floridana, 2019 nucleotides. RefSeq names its product free fatty acid receptor 3-like. Lineage: Eukaryota; Metazoa; Chordata; Lepidosauria; Squamata; Rhineuridae. Gene Ontology annotation, molecular function: G protein-coupled receptor activity. The coding region runs from base 380 to 1345 and encodes 321 amino acids. Gene Ontology annotation, biological process: cellular response to fatty acid; G protein-coupled receptor signaling pathway. The transcript is spliced from 2 exons. Gene Ontology annotation, cellular component: plasma membrane. The record is from RefSeq and is a predicted model, not a curated record.
GAUGGGAAGAAAACCGGGCAGUGGACAUGUCAACUCAGAAGGGCUAACGAGAAAAACUGCUGUGGCCCCUUGCAGGGCUGGCUUGAUCUUUGGGUGUACGGCUUCCAACUAUGUAAAAGCUCCUCUCCAGGCUGCUGCUGUGCCUUUAACAGCAGCUUGAUCUGCAAAACCACCAAAACAAAGAGCAAAUCAGCAGGUUAAGAUAAGCAUGGUUGCCAGUUUCUGGCUGCAGAUCCAGCUAUUUGGCACAAGAACAGGGGCCUGUAAAAAAAUGGGCAGCCCUAUUUGGGUGGCUGCUGUGGGAUACCCACUCUCACUGAGGCACCAGGACAUUCUUCUGUGAGCACCUCAAUUGAAUGGCAGGUGGCAAGCCUCCAGCAUGCCUCCCGAGGCCUACCUCUCCAUCUACCUGCUCACUAUCCUGACAGGCUUCCCCACCAACCUGCUGGCCCUGAGCGCCCUCAUCCAGAAGCUGAAGACCAAGGCCACCCCCAACUGCAUCCUCCUUCUCAACCUCACCAUUUCCGACCUCUGCUUCUUGGCUUUCUUGCCCUUCAAGGUGGCCGAGGAGGUCAUCGGCCACUGGCCACUCCCUGAUCCUCUGUGCCCCCUCAGCGGACUCGUCUACUUCAGCACAAUCUACUCCAGCACUCUCUUCCUCACGGCGGUGAGCGUGGAGCGCUACUUGGGCGUGGCCUAUCCUAUCCACUACAAGCUGAGGUGUCAUUCGGCCUACGUGGCAGUAGCCAGCUUCGGCCUCUGGGCCUGCUCCUUUGCCCACUGCAGCAUUGUGUACAUCACUGAGUUUCAACCGGACAACAAUACUCUACCAAGCGACAACUCCAGUAAGAACUGUUACAAAAACUUCACAGAUGGUCAGCUCGCAAUCCUGCUCCCCGUCCGCCUGGAGCUUGGCAUCGUCCUUUUCCUGGUCCCAUCCUUGAUCACCUUCUUCUGCUACUUUGGCUUUAUCAGGAUCGUGAUCUCCUCGCCGCACAUCUGCAGGAGCAAAAAGCAGCGAGCUGUAGGGCUGGUGGCAGCCACUUUAGCCAUCUUCAUCAUCUGCUUCUCACCUUACAACAUCUCCCAUGUGGUUGGCUUUAUCCAGGGGAGAGAUCCAGGAUGGAGGGAUGCAGCCUUGCUUCUCAGCACCUUAAAUGCUAGCUUGGAUCCUGUGAUUUUCUAUUUUUCUUCCUCUGCUGUGCAGCAUUCGUGUUGGGGCUUCCUGGCCCGGGUAGAAUGGGUCUUCUCUUUCCCUCCUGUCAUCCGUAAGCUCUUCUGCAGAGGGAUUGAAAAGCUGGGGGGAGCAGGUACUCAGGAGCCAGUUGGCUGUUCAAAGUUAUGACCUCCCACAUCUGUGGAAAUGCCCAGAGACUGAGAGUUUCUUUAUAAGCCAAGUGGACAGUGCUACAUUUGAUCUAGGGUUGACUGAAAUAGGUUCAGACCUCUAAAAAUGAAACUCUCAUGUCACUCACUUCUGUAGCUUCGGCACCUCUGGGCUUGCUGGAGGAGACAGCGCCUCUGAGCAUCUCCAGAGUACAUUUUCUACUCUGGACUGAGGAAUCACAACUGGGCCUCACACCUCUUCGUUCCUGAAGCCUAGAAGUAGUGGGGAGAUCCACCUCCCUUCAGCCUGAUGGAGCAUAAGUUUUGAUGAAAAACAAUUUAAUUUGACAAGUGCAUGAGGACUGCUUGAAAAGUUGGCAGGUUUAUUUACAAGCUGAUUCUGAGUUUAGGCCCCACCAUCAGGAGCUCAGUGGGGCUUGGAGGUCUCCUCUCUGUAUCCCUUGAGCCAUCAUUCUAUCCAUGAGGUUUUCCCCACUCCUUUUUUAUAUAUGUAUCUCCAAAAGUUACCUGUUGGUGGCUGUAGCUUACAACAGGGCCUCCACUGGACCCUAGGCACUGCUGUGAUUCUUGCAGAGACAUCCAAUAAACCUGGAGUCAUAUGAAAUGUAGUUCCCAUGGCUCCUGAUACCCUGGAUGCUGCUAUACAUAAUCAUAGCAGCAUCUAAAGCCUAA